Molecule: messenger RNA, 3267 nt
Organism: Silurus meridionalis
Lineage: Eukaryota; Metazoa; Chordata; Actinopteri; Siluriformes; Siluridae
Gene: mtf1
Product: metal-regulatory transcription factor 1
Exons: 11
Coding region: 182-2422 (746 amino acids)
Biological process (GO): positive regulation of transcription by RNA polymerase II; central nervous system development
Cellular component (GO): nucleus
Molecular function (GO): DNA-binding transcription activator activity, RNA polymerase II-specific; RNA polymerase II cis-regulatory region sequence-specific DNA binding
Source: RefSeq, a predicted model, not a curated record
ACACACACACUUCCCAAGAUGCUUCAGGAUGAGGAACUGGAAUUUGACGUUCAAUCAUGGUGGGGAGGGGAAGCCAAGAAAGUGCCAGUGAUCACAAUUAUACAAGCAUCUGGCGUCUACUUAUAACAAGCAACAUAAACACUUGGACGGGUGUGUAGGACAAAGCGGCCUUUUUGGGAUCAUGGGCGAGAAUGGCCCUCAAACUGAUACAGCUAUGUUUUUUGAAGAGGACGAGGAGGAAUAUGACGAAUGCAAAGUGGCCGGUUUGGAUAAAGAGGACAUGUUGAUUUCCAAACCCUCGUCGUCGUCGGGACGGGUGUACGACCGCACCACAGUACUCAUCGAACAGGAUCCUAUUCAUCUGGACGAGGAAGGAGAAGAGGAUGGUCACUGUGGGCCAGAUGAUGAUGGCGUGGCAUUUUUGGCUAGCAGCGAUGGAGACGAGGAAGGGACGCUUACCUUUAUGGCGGACCCGGACAGCAUGGCACAUGGUUAUGUCCAUCACACCAUCUCGCCUGAUCAGAUCCAGUUCAUCAUUAAUCCCGGGUCCACCCCCAUGCCCCGCAACAUAGAAGGAGCUACUCUUACACUGCACUCCGAGUGCCCAGAGACCAAGCAGAGAGAGGUAAAGAGGUACCAGUGCACUUUUGAGGGCUGCACUCGCACAUACAGCACGGCAGGAAACCUGCGCACACACCAGAAAACGCACCGUGGUGAAUACACCUUUGUUUGCAACCAGCAGGGUUGUGGCAAAGCCUUCCUGACCUCCUACAGCCUAAAGAUCCAUGUUCGAGUGCAUACAAAAGAAAAACCAUUUGAGUGUGAUGUACAAGGUUGUGAAAAAGCCUUCAACACACUGUACAGGCUGAAAGCACAUCAGCGUCUACACACAGGAAAAACAUUUAACUGUGAAUCAGAAGGAUGCACAAAGUACUUUACCACUCUCAGUGACCUGAGGAAGCACAUUCGUACUCACACAGGAGAGAAGCCGUUUCGGUGUGACCAUGAUGGCUGUGGUAAAGCUUUCGCUGCUAGUCACCACCUGAAAACACACGUGCGGACACACACUGGAGAAAAGCCUUUUUUCUGCCCUAGUGAUGGCUGUGAGAAGACUUUUAGUUCACAGUACAGCCUAAAGAGUCACAUUCGGGGCCAUGAUAAGGGCACUUCAUACCCAAUUAGCUUCAGCCAUCCUCUGUCAGAGGAUGCAAAUCAUUCUCUGUGCCUCAGUGAUUUGAGCCUCAUUUCCACAGAUUCUGAGCUUCGAGAACAUAUCAACAAUUCUCAAAACUUGGAUCUGAAUAAUAUCACUCCUGUGAAGAUAUUUGAGUUGAUGUUACAGAGCCCUGAUAACAAUGCUAGUCAAGAUGACCCACAUCUGGCUGACAACCUAGUGGAGGCUUUCGGCUUGGAGACUCCACCACGGGCAGCAGGGACUGAUUCAUCCACUCUUCUCCCUUUCUCUCAGAUGCCUUCAUCCUCCUCUUCUUCUAGCUCUCUUAACACCCCUGUCCUAGAGAACUCCACACAGCCUGGAUCUUCCUGCUGCCAGGCAUCAUCCACCAAUAGCUCCACACACACCUCUCCACAGUGUGCCACUUUUCCUUCUUUCCUUCAUACCUCACUACAAACACCAGAAGUGCCCACCCUAGCUGCGCCCGCUGCCACCCAACACUACACACCAGUGGUGCCUACAGCACCUGCCAGCCCCCUACCAGUCUCUGUCCCUACAGUGGCCAGCGUCUCAAGUCCUGCAUCAGCUUUAAGCACAGGAGCAGCUGCAGUAGUAACGCACACAGUGCCUUUAGCAGGCAGUGCCGGUAUGGCGCACACACCCACCAUCACCAUCGCUCCCACGCAGAGCCUCUUGCAGCCCAGCCUUGUCAUGUCUGACCAGAAUCUGCAGUGGAUACUCAGCAGUGCUGCCAAUGCACAACACAAUCCUGAACAGCAGGGUCCAAAAGUGGAAAAGGUCUUCUUCACAACAGCCAUACCUGUAGGAGGACAUUCAGGGAACCCUGUGCAGCAGAUUGGCCUUAGUCUCCCUGUCAUCAUCAUUAAGCAGGAGGAGGCAUGCCAGUGUCAAUGUGCCUGCAGGGAUUCAGCUAAAGAAAGGAGCUCCAGUCAGAGUGCUGCCUCUUCACAGCAGGAGCCUAAAGACAUUUCUCCACCACCUCCAGCUCCUUUAGCCACAGACACUGUUCCAGAGUGCUGUUCCCCCAAGGUGAGCAGUCCUCUUUCCUCUGGCUCCAUUCAGACUUUCCAUAGCGAGGCACUGGUUUCCAGCACGCCCUCAGAUGGCUUGACCAACGUGGAUGUAGUGGACCUACUCAGCCCUGAAACCACCGCCAACAUUGAGGCACUGUUGAUGGUCGCUGAUGAGUUCUCCCUGGGUGACAGCAACAGCAACACCACCACCUAGGGGAAGUUGAGGGUCGAACCCCCUCGAGUCAUUUCUUUGCAUUUCAUUUCUUUUAAUGGGCACCAUUAUUUCUAAUGUUAUGCAGUUUCAUUCUGAUUCAUAAGGGUAUCUUGUGUAAACCAUGGCUCAUGUGUUUGAGUUCCCAAUGUAAGAAGGCUAUUGUCAGCUUUAGUCUUUCCUAUUCUAUAAAACAUGAUCUUCCAGACAUGGGCUGCUUAAUACAUGUGAAUCUUUAGCUAGGAUUUUACUCACAGUGCCCUCUGAUUCAUUCAGAUCUGUGCUAUUUGUGCACUUUCAGACUGUAGAAAUGUUCCCACUGAUAUGAGGUUUGUAAGUAGCCAUUUGUUUGAAGUUGCUUCACCUUUUUGCACUGCAUUAUAAUAAUAGUCCUUCCAGAAGUUCUCUUGAUGUGCUAUGGUCUGUUCAGACUACCCUAACUCCUGUAGCAUAUCUGAGAAAUUGAUGACAAAAAACAAAAUAAUUUGGGGGCUGGGAUAAAAGGCAAUGAACUAUAAUCUCACUGUCUACUAACACAGAUUUUACAAAAUUCAAGCAAUAUUAGAAAUAUUAAUAAUUCAGAUGGCAACGUAUUGUUUGUAUGAAUUGAGUUACUUAGUCUAGUUUGGAGUAGAAUAGGAAAUUCUAUAAAGUACAGGGCAGGUGGGGGAUAAGAACUUAAUUCACUGAGAACUACGUAUACAUCAAGACAAAGUUUGGCCAGUCACUGAAAUUAACAUCAUGAAUUGUUCACAUGUGAUUCAUCAGAAUCUACUGCAUGUUUGGCAUAUUGGAAAACCUGAAAGUAUAAUAAAGCCCUUUCAGAUUGUGGUCAUCCAAAUCCAGAA